Hirsutella rhossiliensis is the source of this 789-nucleotide messenger RNA. Its product is annotated as membrane bound o-acyl transferase family domain-containing protein. Lineage: Eukaryota; Fungi; Ascomycota; Sordariomycetes; Hypocreales; Ophiocordycipitaceae. Bases 1 to 789 code for a protein of 262 amino acids. The record is from RefSeq and is a predicted model, not a curated record. The transcript has 2 exons. Gene Ontology annotation, biological process: lipid metabolic process.
AUGGAGUCCAUGCCGCGAAUAACCAAGAGCGGUUUGCAGCGCUCUACCUCUGAGACUGAGUUUGUCUAUACCAAGUUAAAGACCAUCAUCGGCUCCUACGUACUGCUAGAUCUCACGUUUAUCCUGACAGAAAAGGAUCCGUACUUCGCUGUCGGUCCGGAUCACUCUCAGCAGCUCCUACUAUCCUUUCAGGGCUUGCGGCCGUGGCUCCUCUUCGGCGGAUUAUGGAUGCACUCAUCGACGUUUGGGUCCCUUUCCCAGAUCCUCGAUCGCGGCCUCUCCGGCUGGUGGGGCGCGUUCUGGCAUCAGACAUUCCGGGUCCCAUUCCUCGCCCCGGCAACGUUUCUGAUCAGAGAGGGCUACAUCGAGGCGGGUACGCCGGCGGCGGAGGCGAUGUCUCUGCUUGUGUCGUUUCUCCAGUCGGGCUUGCUCCACGCAUCGGGCAGUCUUUCGUCCGUAGCCAACACCAAGCCGUGGCAACCUCUACAAUUUUUCCUCCUCCAAGCAGUAGGCAUCGUUAUUCAGCGUGCCGCUGGCGAGCUGCUGCGGCCACGUCUCCCACCACUGCCAGAACGGCUGCGAAGGGGUGCCAACUUGGUGUUCACGGUGCUCUGGCUGCAUCUGACGGUAAUGCUAUACUUCGAUGAUGUCGCAUCCACGGGGUUGUGGGUGAAGCAGGCUGUUCCCGUCUCCUGUUUCGAGGAUUUGGGGUGCGGUCUCCUAAGGAUCAUUGGUGGCGGGAGGAUGGCCAUAACCCUGCCUGGUGGCAGACCAUACCUGCUGCGGUAG